CAGUCAAUCACUUUGCAGUCAGUUCAUAUCAUAAGCUUGAUCUGACUAAGGUUUCAUCCCUUCUUGGAAUCAGUUGUGAUUUGUGAAUUCUACACAGCAACUGUGCUUUGUACAAAGAGCUUUUUGCUAAGAAUAUUCUUAAAAGAACAAUCAAAAAUGGCAACGUCCUACAAUUGGACUUCAGGUGAGGGCAGCCAAGAACCAAAUGACCAUGGGUCAUCAUUGCUUGUCAGUGAUUUGCACCCAGAUGUGACCGAACAAUUGUUGCAUGCAAUAUUCAGCCCAUUUGGACCGAUCUGUUCUGUGCGAGUGUGCAGAAACACAAUAACCAACCGGUCUCGUGGGUAUGGUUUUGUGACCUUUGAACACCGCCAGCAUGCAGAAAAUGCCCUAGAGGCUCUGAAUUUUUUGGAGCUCAUGGGCAAACCAAUGUGCAUCACAUGGGCCCAACACAUAACUAUUAAUGUCCUAGCAAGGCCUAGUGACAGGCCAGCUAUAUAUGAUGCAGUUUCAAACUUCGGGGAAAUCAUGAAGUGCAGAGAGGGCUGCGACAGGAGCGGCGAAUCCAAAGAAAAGGAGAGCAGCUCUAAUCCACAAGUGUCACUGAUUGUGAAUGAUCUGCACCCAAAUGUGACAGAACAGGAUUUGCAUGCAUUAUUCUUCCCGUUCGGACCCAUCUGUACUGUGAAAGUGUGCAGAGAUAUAAGAACCAACCUGUCCCGCGGGUAUGGUUUUGUUAUUUUUAAACGCCGCCAUGAUGCAGAAAAGGCCCUGAAGGCUCUUACAUUUUCAGAGCUCAUGGGGAAACCAAUGAACAUCAUGUGGGCCAAAGAUAUGACUGUUAAGGUGCUAUCUAGAGACGAUGAAAGAGGUUUCCGUGACAUUUAUGCUGAUGAAACUGAACCCACUGAGUCACGGGGAAGAAGGCUUGCUAAUGCUGUGAAAAGUUUUUUCACAACAUCGUUGAGCAGCCCAGGAACCUGGCUGGGUAUUGGCCUUUUUGCCUUAGCCAUACACAGAGCUCACUGCAAUACUGUAAUACCCGUUUAA
Molecule: messenger RNA, 1050 nt
Organism: Sinocyclocheilus rhinocerous
Lineage: Eukaryota; Metazoa; Chordata; Actinopteri; Cypriniformes; Cyprinidae
Product: polyadenylate-binding protein 1-like
Exons: 1
Coding region: 157-1050 (297 amino acids)
Molecular function (GO): RNA binding
Source: RefSeq, a predicted model, not a curated record